UUCCGACGACAUCCCCACACCCUCCACUUCCUGUAAACAAAGCUCGUCUCUUUAACUCCCUGUUUGUGUUCACAAAAUGGCUCAAGCUGGACUCUUCCUCGACCAAGACCAAUUCAACUGUUCCAUAUGUCUGGAUGUGCUGAGGGAUCCUGUAACCAUCCCGUGUGGUCAUAGCUACUGUUCGGUCUGUAUUAAAGGCUACUGGGACCAGGACGAUUUUCUGGGGUUUUACUGCUGUCCGCAGUGCCGCCAGAGCUUCAACCCGAGGCCCCUCCUGGGCAGAAACACCAUGCUAUCCGAGGUGGUGGACAAGUUCAAGAAGACAGGACUUCAAGUUGCUCCCCCGGAACAGUGCUACGCCGGACCGGAGGACGUGGAAUGUGACGUGUGCACCGGGAGGAAGAACCGAGCCGUUAAAUCCUGUCUGGUGUGUCUGGCCUCUUACUGCGACACCCACCUCCUGCCUCACUACGAAUCAGCUCCGUUUAAGAAACACAAGUUGGUCCAGGCCUCCAAGAAACUACAGGAGACGAUCUGUCCGCAUCACGACAAGCUGCUGGAGGUGUACUGUCGGACAGACCAACACUGUAUAUGUUACCUGUGUAUGACGGCGGAGCAUAAGGGCCAUGACACGGUCCUGGUGGAGACUGAGAUCCAGCAAAAACAGAGCCAGCUGGGGGAGCUGAAGAGGAGGUCUCAGCAGAGGAUCCAGGAGAGGGAGAAGGACGUGCAGGAGCUGAGACAGGCCAUCAGCUCUCUAACUCGUUCAGCGCGGUCGGCCGUGGAGGACACUGAGAGGGUGUUUACAGAGCUGAUCCGCUCCAUGGAGCUGAAGAGGUUUGAGGUGAGGGAGUUGAUCAAAGCCCAGGAGAAGACUGCUGUCAGCCAAGCUGAAGGACUGCUGGCCAAACUGGAGCAGGAGAUGUCUGAGUUGAGGAGGAGAGAUGCUGAGUUGGAGCAGCUUUCACACACUGAGGACCACAUCUUCUUCCUACAGGUGACUGAUGUAGAGUAGGUCCUGUCAAUACCAUCCUCAGCCUGAGGUGACUGAUGUAGAGUAGGUAUCCAUCUCUCCUGGCCAGGCUAUGUCUCUCUGACCUGGCCAGGCUAUGUCUCUCUGACCUGGCCAGGCUAUGUCUCUCUGACCUGGCCAGGCUAUGUCUCUCUGACCUGGCCAGGCUAUGUCUCUCUCUC
This is a messenger RNA of Oncorhynchus kisutch (coho salmon), 1194 nucleotides long. Its product is annotated as tripartite motif-containing protein 29. NCBI's taxonomy places the organism in Eukaryota, Metazoa, Chordata, Actinopteri, Salmoniformes, Salmonidae. Bases 77 to 1015 code for a protein of 312 amino acids. The transcript is spliced from 3 exons. Gene Ontology annotation, molecular function: zinc ion binding. The record is from RefSeq and is a predicted model, not a curated record.